Messenger RNA from Xenopus tropicalis (tropical clawed frog), 1597 nucleotides. RefSeq names its product PHD finger protein 11 gene 2 (gene phf11.2). The record is from RefSeq and is a predicted model, not a curated record. The transcript is spliced from 6 exons. NCBI's taxonomy places the organism in Eukaryota, Metazoa, Chordata, Amphibia, Anura, Pipidae. Bases 668 to 1504 code for a protein of 278 amino acids.
AUACCCUGCACUACUCACUUGAGACUUAUCUCGUGGUGCACCCAGCAUGGUACUAGGUCCCCCUCGGUGGACUAAAGCUGCCUUUGCUCACUGCCUUGACUGUUUCUCACCCAUAUGGUUAGCUAUAACAUUAACUACCUCCUACUCUAGUUAAGCUUCUCCAUCUCAUGUCUGGCUUGUUCUGAUGGCUAUAGUUAUUACCCUCUCACAACUUUUCUGGGGAUGCAAGUACUUUUUUCUCUUUCCUACUUGCAUAAAUGAAAAUAUUUUCAUAACAGACUCCUUACUGUAUUAUUAAGUAUUAUGAUAAAGGGGUAGUCGCUGGUAGAAAGACAAACGUUCAGUUUUCUGAACUCACGUGAAGUUGUCUGCAGGAAGAAACUUUUCACAACUUCAAGAAGCCACAGCAACGUGUAUGCCCUUCCGCCGGCGACUUCUGUUGCUGCAGGUAGAAAGGCAUUUUGGAGCAGUUAGUCGCCUACGAUAGCAGAGAUCUAUCACGUGCAACUAAUUCAAUCCGUGGACCAUCUACCUAAGACAUCCUCGAGGGGCCAUAAAAGUGAUAGCAGACAAGGGAUUGAGAAGAGCUGACCAUGUUAGUUCUAAAAUGUCUGCGAAACUGAUUCAGUAAGAACCUUCCUAAUUGCAAGAGCAUCUCAGCACUGCCAUGCCGAAUUGUACACCACCUCGGAGAGAGUGUGCCUUCUGUCAUCUGAGGGAGCAGAAUGAGGAGACUGGCCGCUUGUUAAAAACCCGUGAUAAUCAUGUAACAGCCCAUUUUAACUGUAUGAUUUUUUCACCUAAUGCAAUAACCACAAAUGAUAAGGAGUUUGGUGGCUUUGAUAUUGCUUCUGUGAAAAAAGAAGUCAAACGUGGAAAAAGGAUGAGAUGCAGCUUCUGUAAAAAAACUGGAGCAACUAUUGGCUGUGAUGUACCACGGUGCAAGAAAACCUAUCAUUAUAUGUGUGCAAAGAGAGAUCUUGGGUUAAUUAUUGAAAAUGAAAAAGAAGAAAAAUAUUUAAUUUACUGUGCUGACCAUAAAAAUGCGGCACUAGACACCGUUCCAACUUCAUCUGAGGAAGAAUUAGAUGAUCGUUCUUCAGCUGGACAUAGUGGGAGAGAUCCAUCUGAGUCCCCUCUUGCUAGACACCAAGUCUAUAAGGAUCUCCUUACAGCCAUUCUGGCUGACCAGCAGAACUCAGACAUGGAGUCACAUGAAUAUGGUCAGGAGGUUGUGCACUACCUGUCUGUCAUCUCAGCCUCUCAGCAGAAAACUGAGGCACAUCUCAGGCGCAUAGGCGAUGCCCUGUGGCAAUUGGUUACUAGAGGUCAUUCAUUUAUACAGGCUGAUGUGUCUCACAGGGAUGGGGUCACACAGACAGAACCUGAAAUGCCUAGCACCUCUCUGUCUGGAUCUGGGGGGACACGGCAAUUACGUCGGAGGACUGCUGGAUCAUCUCUGCUGGAACAUCCAGGGACAUCCAAACGUGGGAAAAAAAUGUAAUGUAACAACAAAAAAAAUGUAGUUUUAAAAUCCAGCGAUAAAAAAAAAGGUUAAGUUCUACUUCAUUUUUACAAUAAACAGUUUUAUUGCAAA